Molecule: messenger RNA, 2795 nt
Organism: Sander lucioperca (pikeperch)
Lineage: Eukaryota; Metazoa; Chordata; Actinopteri; Perciformes; Percidae
Product: EGF-like repeat and discoidin I-like domain-containing protein 3
Exons: 10
Coding region: 201-1511 (436 amino acids)
Molecular function (GO): calcium ion binding
Source: RefSeq, a predicted model, not a curated record
GAGCAAACAUCCAGGUGGCGAGUUCGUCUCUCUGCCGACUUUAUCACAGAGGAGAACUUUACCUGAGAGGACGUAUAGCAACAGCUCACAGCCCAGCCCAGCGAGAGCAAAGGAGGGAGAACUUUUGGCUACUGCUCCGUGUUUUUUUUUUAUACCACAUCUCCGUAACCUUGGAAGUCAGACCUGUUUAUUGUGAGAGGAUGGGACCGCAACUCCUUUCCCUCGCCCUGUGUUUGGGCGCCGCUGUCCUGCAGCAUGUGAAAGCAGCAGAUGGUGAGGAACCAACUUCAGCAGGCCCUUGCCAUCCAAACCCUUGCCACAACAGAGGAGCAUGUGAGAUAAGUGAGACCUACAGGGGCGACACCUUUAUUGGUUACGUCUGCAAGUGUCCACCAGGCUUCAGUGGAGUUCACUGCCAACACAAUAUUAACGAAUGUGAAAGGGACCCAUGCAAGAACGGGGGCAUUUGCACAGAUCUGGUUGCCAACUAUUCCUGCGAAUGCCCAGGGGAGUACAUGGGGCGGAAUUGUCAAUACAGAUGCUCUGGACCGCUGGGCAUGGAGGGUGGUAUAAUCUCCAACCAACAGAUUACAGCCUCUUCCACCCACCGCGCUCUCUUCGGCUUGCAGAAGUGGUACCCGUACUUUGCACGCCUCAACAAGAAGGGCCUGGUCAAUGCCUGGACUGCUGCCGAAAAUGACAGAUGGCCAUGGAUCCAGAUAAACCUGCAGAGGAGAAUGAGGGUCACAGGCCUAAUUACCCAGGGUGCAAAGCGUAUCGGCAGCCCAGAGUACGUCAAGUCUUACAAAGUAGCCUACAGUGAUGACGGGAAGACCUGGAGAACUUACAAAGUCAAGGGCAAAGAUGAUGAUAUGAUUUUCAGAGGAAAUGUCGAUAACAACGCUCCAUCAGCCAACUCCUUCACCCCUCCCAUUGCUGCCCAGUACGUGCGCAUUUACCCCCAAGUCUGCAGGAGGCACUGUACCUUACGCAUGGAGCUGCUCGGUUGUGAGCUAACAGGCUGCUCUGAACCACUGGGAAUGAAGUCAGGCCAUAUUCAGGACUACCAGGUCACAGCCUCCAGCAUCUUCAGGACGCUCAACAUGGACAUGUUCACUUGGGAGCCUGGAAAGGCCCGGUUGGACAAACAAGGCAAGGUCAAUGCUUGGACAGCUGGACACAGUGACCAGUCACAGUGGCUACAGGUGGACUUGCUUGUGCCUACUAAGGUGACAGGUAUCAUCACCCAAGGAGCUAAAGACUUUGGCCAUGUCCAGUUUGUUGGCUCAUACAAACUGGCGUACAGUAAUGAUGGUGAGCGGUGGAAUGUAUAUCAAGAUGAGAAACAGGGGAAGGACAAGGUAUUCCAAGGGAACUUUGACAACGACACACACCGAAAGAAUGUGAUAGAUCCACCCAUCUACGCUCGGCUCAUCCGGAUCCUUCCCUGGUCAUGGUACGGCAGGAUCACUUUGCGUGCAGAAGUACUCGGCUGCACAGAGGAAGAGUAAAGUCCUUUCGUCCAUCUUUCUUGCCAUCGUCCCCCAUCCCUUGGCAUACUGGAGUAUCUCUCCCAGUAUUUCAAAAAUAAACUGUGCAACCUGUAAAAAGAAAUCAAUUUCCAACGGAUUUUUCAAUAAUACGUGUUUGGUUGUGGUGGGUUGCUGUUUGUUCUUUUUGUACAAUGAUUUAAAACCUACCCUUAAUCCAGUUUCUUCUUUUAGUUCCUUCUUCAAAGUGUGAUCUUUGUCUUUUUAUUCUUCUCAAGAUUUACCAUCCUGUUUGGAAUGUAUUUCUGUAAUAUAUAUAUAUGGGAGGGGUGGGGUUGGUAGUGGAGUUGGAGAGGGGUUCUCGCUGUGGUUUAAACUUGUUGCCAUGGAAGCUAUUGUACAGUGUCACUUUUUAACAAAGAUGUGAAAUCUGUCUGCCAUGCUUCAUUGGACAUAAUUAACCAACUUCAUACCAUAACUAUUAAACUGUCUAAAAUACCAUGUAGAGAUCACACGUUAUCACAUUAUCAAAUAUAUUUUUACUUUGAUUACAACACUUCCUCAAGCCAUGCUUUUACCCUAAUGGGCACUGGCAUUACUACUACAUCAAUCAAAACACUAUUAAUGCUCUUGUAUUAUAUGUAAAAGACUAAGAAAUUGCAUGGUGCGUGAAUUAUAAAUGUAUAUUAUGACAAAUCAUUUAAAACCUCCAGCCCUGAGAGCAAUGGCUUUGAUUUAGGGACCUAUUUUUAUGUGCAUUUUUAAGUAGUUCUGAAACAUUACAACACACUGCAAAAGCUUACUGAAGAUAACUGAUAUGUGAGACAAUAAACACGCACUACAGUUAAACGUGGCACUGCAGUACUGACACUGAAACUUGUAGACCGUCUCUAGUUGAAUUGUCUCAAUGCUCUAAUAUUUGAUGAUCGCUACACUUUUUCUAAGAUAUUUGGAAUUAUUGUUUGUGCUUGUUCUUUUUUGUAUUUAUUUAGAUUUAUUUGUCUCAGCUGUCCGAUGCAUAAACUCUGUGUUUAAUGUCUCACUGUUGUCUUGGAGAUCUAAGUUGUAUCAAUUACAAAGCUCAGGAUAGAUGUCAUUCAUAAUUUUGACCCACAAAUGUAUCAAUUUUGGCCACUUAUUUUAAGAUUUCUUUAUUAUUAUUUAAAGAAAAUGAUGAAUGAGUAUGAGCAGUUAUUUAAACCAUGUCCAUGUAUGCAUAAUUCAAAUAUUGAAUGCAGUCUUUUUUUAAUCAAUCCCUUUGAUACAGUAUGAUAAAUGAUAAUUGUUAAUUAAUUUCUUCUUCUU